AUGUCUACUGCUCCAUGGGGAGGGCGAGGGAGAACUAGUGGGACACCCAGCAGCAGUGGGGGUAAUGGUAUCAGCAGCACAAGUAGUAGCAGCGCCAGCAGCAGCGGCCUGUGUGUGACUGGGACUGCCUGCCGUUUCGGCAGCAGCCGGGGUAUGGCCUCGGCGGCAGAUAACAGACUAAUCAAGAUUGAGGUAGAAGGAGAGGAAGUGUUGGUUGAUCGUUACGAUGUGAGGCUCCUGCUGGGAGAUGUUGCCUCAUUUGCGCGUCAAAAUUGUAGCAAAGAGUGGCGUCUGGCGGAGCUCCAGGAGAGCCGAGAGAUCGAAGAGAUGCGCUAUGAGGACCUUCCGCGUCGCUCGGCCUUCUCAGACGACCUCCCCACGCCACCGGAGCACCAGCAAGAGCAGCAGCAGUGGACUCCUACGCUAGAGCAGCACAAGCAGCAGCAAGUAAAGAAGCAGCGCACGAUGACUGCAGUGCCGGCGACUGCAUGGACUCUCGGCGACCAGACACCGGAAAGGCCAGAUUACAGUGCUGUCCCACCGCCAGACGCUCUUGAGCAGCCUGGAGAUACCUCAGCGAAGCCUGGGGGCUUCUCAUCAAAGCAGUGCGAGCAGGCUACUGAGGCAGCAAGGAAGGGAGCAGCAGGACGGGCCUCUGAAAUUAGCCACUGUGGAACGUUUGUAGCUGAUGCAGAUAAGCAUGCGGAAGAAGGCCAACAGCAGGAUAAACCCACGCAGCAGCUGAAGCCACAGAAUGAUGGCGACUGCUUCAUCCCCCCAUUUCCAGAUCUUCCCGGCAGCAUGCGUCUUCCGGAAACUCUCAGGGAGUACUUGGUGAUUGAGCGGACAGCGCACUUCGUUCGGGAGGAGGGCGACCGCAUGGAGUUUCGUUUGUUGCUGGACGAGGAGCGUCGGCUACCUUUCCUCUCCGCAAGCCAUCCGCUGCAUCAUUUCUACACAUGGCUGAAACAACAGGGUCACUCUUUGGUGGCGUGGGAACCGGCUCUUUUGCCUCCUCGCGUUCGGGCGUUGCUUGAGUUUGCAUGUUCUGUCAGCAGUACAGCUGAACUUCCGAAGCAAGGGAAGCAGGAGCAGAUGCCGGAAUCAAUGGAGGAAAAGGAGACCAAAUCACAGCCAAAGCAGCAACAGGGGCAAGACGAGCACAAGCAGCAGCAAGAGCAGCCGAAGCACGACCCUGAUGGUGGGCUAGGGCUGCUUCUUUCAUAUGGCAGUGACGAGGAUGACGACGACACCGCUGUAUCUCCACAGCAGAAGCAUGCACAGCAGGAUGAAGAAAAUCAACACGAGAAGCCGGAAAUGCAGCAGCUGCAGGAAUGUGAGCAGCAGCAGCAGCGUCAGGAACAAACAAAGAACGGUGAGCCUAUUUUGGGGGAGCCUGUAGCUACGGCAGCGAACAGGAGAAAGCCUCCUCCUGCUCCUCCCUUGCCGUCUACAGUAGGGGCAAGGUCUGCGUCAGGAGUAGGAGACGCGGCAGGAGCAACAGCAGUGUGCGGAGCAAAAGACCAUGGAGCGAGUGAAGUGGGGGACUCUGAGGAAGAAGACGGGAGCAACAACCCUCAGGAUUUGACAGCGCUCUGGCGAUCUUUGCGUGUUACGCGCUUUACACUCAAAAAGAAAAAGCUGGACAGGUCUGUUUUAGUCGAAAAGGAUGAGGAGGGUGAACAGGAAGAUACGGAUAUGAUGAUUGAAGCGCUACCGAAGAAGCCUCCAUGGGCAUUGCCGAAUGCGAAGCUAGGACUCUCCAAGGCGUCAGCUCUUGCUAUACAGCAACUGGGGCAUCAUUUGCUGUCGAUAGGGGACUUGUCCCUCGUUAGACAUGCAAAAACGGCAAGUGCAGGGUUGUACGAAGACGAUGCGUCUCCGUUUCCUUUUUUGAGAACCUCCUCAAUGGACCUUAGAUAUUUCAGAUACGUGCUCAAGUGUGUGGAGACAGAAAUGCAAAAGGAGGGAUUUGCCAAACCUCAGCCUCUUUCAGGAUCUACCCAUGAACUUGCACGCAGCUUUCUAGCGCGGCUUCAGCUAAACUAUCACUUGCAACAGCGGAAGCAGAAGUUGCUGCAGGAGUGCAUGCGGCUCUCUGCGGAUGCGUCGGAGAAUAGCACCGUCGACUAUCUCAGGCGAAUUGAGGCGGCAGCGGCUGCUGCGGCGGAUAGCAGCAGUGCCGGUACUAAAAGCUCCACGGAUGGUGCUGCGACAAACGCAGGGGCUUCGCAAGAUGCCAGCACUUCAUCAGACAAAGCAGCAGUAGCGGCAGUGGUACCACCACCAGCAACUACAGAAGCCGCAGCAGCUACGGGCGACCCUGCUACUACAGCAUAUUUUUCCGCCGUACAGAGUCAGAUACCACCAGAAACAGCAGCUCACUUACAGAUGCUGCUGCAGCAGAUGGCAGCUGCGAGCGUUGCAGAUGAUGCAGCCACGUACAUGGCCUGUUACUCUGCAUACUGCUAUGCACUUGCUGGUCUGUCCCCAGAGGCAGCAUCAGCAACCCCAGCAGCUACGGCAGCAAUGGCGGCUUCCCCUGCAGCACCUUCAACAACGGCAACCGUGACAACAGCAGCACCAACUCUGGCCGCAGCCCAGCCGGACGUGCAGGAUGUUGUUGAAACAGCGACUGCCGAUUCUCAAGGGGCACAGCCUGACGGGAAACUCUAG
This is a messenger RNA of Eimeria tenella, 2676 nucleotides long. Its product is annotated as splicing factor, arginine/serine-rich 8, putative. Gene Ontology annotation, cellular component: nucleus. The record is from RefSeq and is a predicted model, not a curated record. Gene Ontology annotation, molecular function: transcription cis-regulatory region binding; RNA binding. The transcript is spliced from 10 exons. Lineage: Eukaryota; Apicomplexa; Conoidasida; Eucoccidiorida; Eimeriidae. The coding region runs from base 1 to 2676 and encodes 891 amino acids. Gene Ontology annotation, biological process: regulation of transcription by RNA polymerase II; RNA processing.